This is a messenger RNA of Moneuplotes crassus, 2506 nucleotides long. NCBI's taxonomy places the organism in Eukaryota, Ciliophora, Spirotrichea, Euplotida, Euplotidae. The record is from the annotation of a GenBank genome assembly.
UUAAAAGAGGCAAUGGCAAGUAGGAUUCAUCAGAAUUAUUACAGUGUAAGUGAUGACAGAGGAACUAGAAAUGGUGGCUAUGGUGAGCGAAUUAAAGAGAGGAAAUAAGGAGUUUGAAGAUGUGAGCAGCAGUCUGAGAAGUGCUUUGGGUGAGAGACCACGUGAGAGGGAAAAUCGGCCUUAUAAUUCACAGAAAUAUAUGUAUAAAACUGAAAUUACUAGAGUUUAUGAAAAGCCGAUAAAGCCAAAAUUAACUCAAUACCAAUCUAUUAAAGCUCAGCCUUUAAGACAUGAAAGAACUCCUAUCAGAAAACCUCUGAAUAUAAAAUAAGUUCGAAUCUAAAGAAGAGAAGAAAUCAUCUGAAAAAAAGACCUUCUCUUCUAUUGCAGGUUCCAAACCUACUCAAACAUCCAGCUCCCCUCAACCUGAAAUAAAAAUUUCAGCUUCUAUAAUAAAACCUCCGACAUCAACCAAACCUCCAAACCCUCAAAAGACCAUAAUAACCCCUUUUAACCCCCAAAAUACACAAAAAAUACCCUUAAAUCCCUCUUCCAAAACCCCUCCCAAAACCCCUCCCAAAGCCCCUCAAAACCCUCCAAAUCCCCCUAAAAACCCCUCUAAACCCCCUCUCCGAUUCCACACAAAACGCCCUAGCCCCAGCCCCAACCCCACCGCCCCACCCCCCAAAACCCACUACGACACCUACACAAAUUCCUACAUAUAAAAACCCUAGUAAACACCCUCACCCUCAACAACCAAACUCUCAAAGAAAACCUCCAAGACUACAAAACUGCACUACAACUUCUCAGCCAAAAAUACACCAAGCUCCGGUACAAACUCCUUAAUCAUAAGAGUGAGGAAGAGAGACAGCAGAGAGAGGAAUGUGGGGGAAGUAGGGUUUAUUAUAAGGGGGUUGUACAGUUGAUGAAAGAGGAAUUUAAGGUGAUUCUGGAGCAGAAGGAUCAGGAAAUUUUGGUGUUGGGGAAAGAGAAUCAGGGAUUAAGGGAAAUUUUGGGGAUUAGUAGGGAAAUUGGAACUCCUAAGUGGAAAGAGAUUAAUGAUGAGAUUAUCAGACAUGAGGUUAGUUUGAAGCUGAGAGAUGAGGUGUCUACUCAGACUGAAGGAAAAUGGAAUAAUAAGAAUGACCCUUCGGAGUCUGAUUUUGGCAAGGACCUGAGAAUUGAUGAUGUGACUAGUGAAGAAGAUAAAAUAGAAGAAAAUACCUUACUUAAAAUGCAAGCAAAGUUACACAAUUCAAAGAUUCCUGCCGAUACUAAAAAGCAGAAGAAGAUCAGGACUACACCUCAUGCUAAUGAUAUGGGCACACAAGAAAACUCUGAACAGCCACUGUUUUCAUUCCAGAGAGAUACAAAUGAUGAAAAUCCUUACGAAAUUCAGGUGCCCACCAGUAUUUUUAACUACAACAAAACUGAUAAUGAAACCAACAAGAGCAAGCAGAAAAUUAUAGGAAGAUACGAAGAAAAUGAUGAAGUUGCUAUUGAAGAUUCUGAUGAAAACGAUGAAGACAACAAGGCUGAAAUCCCCACUAUUUUCGAAAACCUUAAUAUCCAGAAAUCUAGGCAAAUGACUCAAAAUCAACAAGAUCAUAGCGAUGAAGAGGAGGAUAAAUAUAAUGAUUUUUAUGCUGACCAUCCUCAAGAUUUUCCAGGAAUGGGACAUUUUGGCGUAAGAGGAGCCUAUUUUGGAAGAUCAGCAGGCAAAAAAUCUAAUAAUUCAGACCUUUCUGAUGAAUUGGAGGGAUUUAAUGUUGACCAACCUGACAGAUCCGAAUCUCCAGAUUACCCAGACCAAAUUAAAGAAAUUAAUCCUGAAGUAAAAGAGCCUGAAAUUCUUGGAAUAAACACACCUACUGAACAAGUUGAAGAAAUCGAGAACAUGAAUGAGCUUAAUGAUCAUGAAGAAGAUAAGCAAGAGAUAAGAGAAGAAUUAAAAAUUACAAAAGAGGAGUCUAAAGAACAAAAUGGUAGUCCUGAAUCUAACGAUGAUCAACAGCUUAGCGAGAUAAAAGAGAAAGAUCCUUAUCUAGAAGACACUGAUAGAGAUCAGGAAAAAUACACUCCUUCGAAGUUCGAGUACGAAGCUGAUGAUUUAGAUAUUCCCAGCCAUUUUAAACAAAAUUUUUCACCAGAUGAGGAAUACUUCCAACCUCAUAGCUCUGAAGAUGAUUAUGGAGAAGAUGACUAUGGAGAGGGAGAAUUCCUGCCUGAUAUGCUCCACGGCAACCUUGAAAUUGACCCUCAAGAAAUGAAUGAUGAAGAGAAAAUGUUCUAUGAGCAGCUCAAAAAGAACGAAAUGGAACAAUUAGAGAUGAAUAACCAGAAUCUUAAGGAGCAUAUCCAAAUAAUGAGGGACGAAGGUGGUCAGCUCAUAGACCAAUUAGAUAUGGAAGAUUUGUUAUCUGAAGGAGAGGGUUAUGUAGACUAUGAAGAAUAUCGUAGAAAUUAUGACAAUCCUUAUGCCCAGCAUGAUGAAGAUGAUCAAUAA